AUGGGCGUGCUAGAAUCGUACUAUGGUCUUGAACAGCGUGGUGUAAACGUGGUCGUAGUGGAAGCGCAUAUUGGUCGUGGUCAGAGAUUUCGUCCAGAUUUUGACGAUUGUUCAAAAUAUCAUUUAUGCAGCCCACAAAAAGACUGGAUUCUAGAUUGUGCCCCAGGUACUACAUGGAACCAAGACAAGAAUAUAUGCGUUACCAAAGGAUCUAUAGAAGAUACUUGUUCAAAACAAACCUUGCAACAUUACAAAGAGAAGCUUUUGACUGAAAAUGAGGAACUUUCUUAUUCUUAUACCUCUAAACUACUUCAACCGCCUCUGACGUCUCCUUAUAUAUCAUCUUCGAUGGAUAGAUGGUCAGCUAAAUUCUUUUGUCCACCAGGAGAUGUUGGUAGACAUGCUCAUCCAACUAGGUGCGCUCAAUUUUAUGAUUGCGACAAAACAAUGACUGUUGAAUGGUGGGGUCAAAACCUCAGAGAAUGUCCAUACCCUGAAGUCUUCAAUGAGAGCACACACGAAUGCGAUUCAAUUGCAGCUGUACGCUGUAAUUCACGCCAACAACCUAUGGAUCCAUGUGAUUACUUAAAAAACCAAUGUAGAUCAGCACACUGCGUACCAUGUCAUAUUCGGUUUGCUACAUGUCGUGGACUACCAGAUGGGCUGCAUCAGUGGAGAGGUAGAGAGUUAACAUCAUAUUUCAUCGUGUGCCAGAGUCAAAGAGUUACCUUUCAUGGGCGCUGCCAGUCAACGACUCCUGGUCAAUAUAUGAUAUUUAGUCCGAUGUUAAAAACGUGUGUUGAUAUAUCAACAGCUUGGACGGCUAGGAAAUCAAAACAAAAUGUGCAACCUAAAAGUGUCGUUAAUAUAACACAGAAGAUAAGUAUAACAGAAGCUUCAUCAAUGGACAAUUUUGAUAAUGUCACCUUGUUUAAUGUUUCUUCUUCCUUACAACUACCUCAGGAGAUAGAACAACGUCCUUCACUUCAUUUGACAAAUAAAGAACAGCAACAUAAGAUUGUAGAAAAUUUGAUCCAUAUACAAAAACAACAAAUGGAAACAGGAAAUACACAAAGUCAUCACGAAAAGCCUUCAACUUCAGAUGUAUUGUCACAACAAGAUAAUUUCCUGCAUGAUAAUAUCAACAAACUACAAGAACAUACAAAACCACCUGCAACAAAACUUGAACAAAAUGUAACUGAUCCGGUGUUAAGAUUUGCAGAUCAAUUAGAUCCUAUCCCACAGAAUCAACCACAUCAAAAUGCAAGAAUCCCACCUUCGGUUUUGACUAGCCCAACACAGCAGCAAGAAUCUACACCAGUUGAAGGAAAUGUUUAUGCAAAACUGCCUGGAAUAAAAAUUAAUAACUCAGAAAAGACAUUAUUUCCAAUCAUCCCAUUUUCGUCAAUGAUACUAAUAAAGCUUAAGAGUGAAUCUAUGAAUAGAAAUGACAUGCUAGCUAAUCUUACUAAAGGAUAUAGUUCAACGCAAGAUGCUAAUGUCUUACCACCUAAAAGUUUAUUGAUUACUCCAAAUAGUAGCGUAAACUCGUAUAUGAAUCUCACAAAAUAUACACCGGCUCAUGAUAACAGCUUGGUGCCUGUACAAUAUACAACUACUAUAAACAAGAAAACUGGCACAUCAGCAAAUGAUGUUCCCAACAAAAUAGAGCAUACUAAAAUAAGUCCGAUUAUUAUACCAAAUGAGAAUGGUUAUGCAAUCAAUGACCUGAGAAUUAUAACGGCAAAAUCAAAGUCUGUGCAUUCAUCGCCAUUCAUAAAGCAUAUUGAAUCUAGGGUUUCAAAACAGAAUGACGUAACAAUCAGUUAUGAUAAACAGACAGAAAACCAAUUGCCGGCAUCAACAAAGAAAGAAGUUAAAACGAGCUCUCUAAAACAUGUGCAUCCUGCUGUAUUAUCUAGACUUAUGUUAGUAAAUCACAAUAUUGACAAUAAUAAAUCAGAAGGAAUUAAUUCAGUAAAUUUUACAUUUAACGAUACAAUUGAAAGAGGUGUAAAUCCUCAACUGAAGCAACAACAAAAUAUAAACAAAGCUAAAGAGGUCAAUUUUACGUCUGCAUCAAAACAAUUAUUAAUCUUGUUAUCUGGCGAACCGAAAACUAAUAACCAGAGAAUUCCAAACUUAAAGGUCUUCACUAUCACAAAAAGAUUAGAUUUAAACAACAUUACGAUGGGCAAACCAAUUCACGUGUCUUCAAAUAGUCAACCUUUGAAUGUUAAAAGAAACAGGUUAUCAUUAAACCAAGCUAAAAUUGAGCAAAGUACUAUUGAAUCAAAUAAUAAUCAUGCAACUAACCAGAAUGGCAUCUCAUCAGCUAGACAUGAUACCACUCAACAUAGUAAUAAAACAUCAAACCGUCAGCCUGUAGUUGGGAAGAAAAAUAUAACUCUAUAUGAUAAAGACGUAGUCAAUGUGAGUAACAUUUCAGUGGUUUUUAAAGCUAUUAAUAUCCACAAUAAGAUGUCUUUAAGAAUAGAUGAUCAGCACAUAAAUGAAAAUUCUUCAACAAAUACUAGUAGACAAAAUACAGAUGAACAGGACAUGUUGUCCAAAAAUCAAUCAACUGUCAAACCAAGUGAUCUCCCAUUAAAUGUUCCAGCUUUGGUCAAUCAAAGCAAUAUUCAACCAGAUAAAAAUGAUUGGACACUAAAGCCGAAGGUUUUUUUCGCGGAUAAAACCCGAAAAACAGGACGUGUUUUCCAGACAUCUCCGGAUGUCCCAAGCCAGAAGUACUUAUCAAAUAAACAUGUUUCGGACUUUGAAAAUAUGGUGUCACGAUCACAAAACAUUGCGAUUGAUAGCGCUCCAUAUAUAGCAGAAGCUCAUAAUGGAAGACAAAAUGAAAUGCUAAGGCAGAAUAAACUUUUACUGAGAGGUACAAAUCAAAAUCAGCAUAAUUAUAUGAGUGAAAAAUUCACAAGGCCAGAAUUAUCUACGGACAAGACAAAAUAUUUAAACAGACACAAAAAACUGAGAUUACCUGUUCAGCUCCAUCCCGGUAAACAUUUAAAGGGUACCCAAAAGGCAGUGAGUGAAAUAUAUUAUCAAAACGCAUUAUCUACACAUGAAGUUCCAAAUGCAAUUAAACAGAUCUACAGUAGAAAAGGUCAUAGAUAUUCUGACUUGAUUCAAAGACUCAGUUUUCUUUCAACCAGUGGUCGUGAUAGGAUGACUGACGUUUCUAGUUCGCCAUCAAACCCCAAAAAAAUUAAAUCAAAAUCAUCAAGAAGAAAGCUUCAAGUACAAGGACAACCGCGGCCGGUGACAAUUAUAGGUACACACUUUUAGGCCGUGUAAAGUAUUAUCUUGAUUUGAAACAGUUUUAACGCUUUUUGAAAUCCGUUGUCAACAUUUCUUUCAUCCUACUUGAGAAUGUUGUUCAUACAAUGGUGUUUUUUUUAGAUUAAACAUGUCUAACGUUA
Molecule: messenger RNA, 3443 nt
Organism: Mytilus trossulus (common blue mussel)
Lineage: Eukaryota; Metazoa; Mollusca; Bivalvia; Mytilida; Mytilidae
Exons: 4
Coding region: 1-3309 (1102 amino acids)
Cellular component (GO): extracellular region
Molecular function (GO): chitin binding
Source: RefSeq, a predicted model, not a curated record